This is a messenger RNA of Desarmillaria tabescens, 2372 nucleotides long. RefSeq lists its product as uncharacterized. The coding region runs from base 297 to 2258 and encodes 653 amino acids. Gene Ontology annotation, biological process: carbohydrate metabolic process. The transcript is spliced from 17 exons. The record is from RefSeq and is a predicted model, not a curated record. NCBI's taxonomy places the organism in Eukaryota, Fungi, Basidiomycota, Agaricomycetes, Agaricales, Physalacriaceae.
GUUCGUUUUGACCCUUGCACUCAUACUUAAGUUGGGAACUUGGCUGAGAGGCCUACAUUCACUAGCGAAAGGUUCCUGGCUUGGCGGCUCUCCGGUAGAUUCCUUCCUCAACUGCCACCAUGUAUUCGAGCCGAGGAUGAUCCCUACUUUUGUCUCUUGACCAUGCUGUCAGCUCUUCGACUGCACACGGCUCUGGUCUUCUAUCUGCUUUGAUAAAGUGCUUGUUCCUCAGUAUACAUAGAGCACUGUCUCUUGAAGCUUGAAGCCCUGCGUCUGGCGCGUUUUCUUCUCCGACAAUGCGUUUGCUUCUAAUCUUAGGCGCUACUUUUAGCGCCUUCAAUGGGGCGGUUGCACAGCUCUCUCCGAAAAAAUAUCUUACUCUGCCGCUUGGUGAGGUACGGCCUCUUGGCUGGCUGAGUGAUCAACUCGACGUCCAGACCAACGGGAUGGCCGGUCAUCUACAUGACUUUUACAACUAUGUCAAGAAUAGUGACUGGAUCGGCGGUUCCUCUGCCUAUUCCAGCCUUGAAGAAGCCGGAAGUUACUGGUUUAACGGGAUGGUACCUCACGGUGUCCUCACCUCAAACUCCGAGAUACAAGCCCAGACUUACCAAUUCCUCGACUAUGUUCUCACUCAUCAAGAGACUGCCGGAUGGCUCGGACCCGAGGCGGGUAACAAUCGCACCAGGUACCUCUGGGGUCGAUACCCGUUCUUCUUCGGAGCGAUUCAAAUGGUUGAAUACAACUCAUCUCUUACGGACCGCGUUGUUUCCGCCAUGCACGAGUUCGUCCCUCUCGCGAACGAAAUGAUUAGAAAAGGAGAGGGCUUGGAAAUCUGGACGAAUACAAGGUGGGAAGAUUUCGUAAUGACCCUCCAAUGGCUGUACGAGUAUCACCCCAAUGGGAACGAGGACCUUCUUUUGGACACUAUGCUUCAGCUGAAGUGGAGCGGCGUGCCCUGGGAGGAGGUAUUUAAAGCAGAGAACUUUCCACAUGGACCUGUGGAGAAUCUGGAGAAUCCUACCGGAUAUGUUCUGAGCUGGCACGGCGUGAACAUGGCGGAGGGUAUGAAAGCACUUCCUGCUACAUAUCGCUUCUCUCAUAAUCAGUCCGACUUGAACCUUGCGUCCUCUGGCUGGGACCUUUUAUUCCAAUACCACGGGCGACCCUCUGGGAUCUAUGGAGCAGAUGAAUACCUUGCUGGGAUGGAAGCCACACGGGGAACGGAAUUAUGCGCCGUCGUGGAGACCAUGUUCAGCGGCUCGUAUUUGUACCAAAUGAUUGGGGAUACAAAGUUUUUGGAUAGGGUCGAAAGGAUCACUUAUAACGCGCUACCCGGAACGCUAACGGGAGACAUGUGGGCCAGACAGUACGACCAGCAGCAGAAUCAAAUUGCAUCGAAGAACAUGACUCCAGAUCCAUUUGCUGUAAAUUCUGGUUAUUCGAACGUCUUCGGACUGGAACCUUACUACCCAUGCUGCACCGUCAACCACCCUCAAGGCUAUCCGAAAUUCAUAACUAAUUCCUUCCUGACUACUGCAGAUCAAUCUUCCCUCGUCCAGGCUUAUCUUGGUCCACUGAAGACGUCCACGACCCUAACCGGAAACAACGUAGUGACUGUUACCGUCGAUACUUUAUACCCAUUCGGCGAUACAUUAUCCUAUACUGUCACCGCAUCCAGGCGAUUCACGUUCUACGUGCGGAUACCGAGCUGGGUCGUUGGUGGAACGAUUGCAACAAAUGGGGGCUCGACCAAACCAGUGUCUCCUAGUAAUGGUUUAUUCGCAAUCAACAUCCCUUCUGGGACGACGAAAUUCGUAUUGAAUCUCCCCGCCGAGAUAACCACUGAAAGUCGUCUUCACGGUGCUGUCGCUCUUCACCGAGGUCCACUUCACUAUGCGCUCGACAUAAAUUUCAACAAAACGGUUAUCAAGGCAAACGCUGUCGAGCCCCGCGCCGCCGACUAUGAGUUGGAUGCUACUUCAGCUUGGGCCUAUGCCAUCGACCCGUCUACAGCCAAAUACGUUUAUGCUCCUCCAGCCAAUGGUGUUCUCCCUUCACCAAUCUUUGAUGAGGGAUUGCCGCCUGGUUCCAUCACCGUGUCGGCGUGCUCUAUUAACUGGGGACUCGCAGGCGAUACGUUCGUUAGUGUCCCUCCGACGAAACCAAGGUGUAUUGGGAGUGUCGAGACUAUUGUGCUUAAUCCUUACGGGUCGACCAAGCUGAGGAUCAGCGAGUUCCCGGUAUUCAGUUCUUAACAGGAAAAUAUUUUCGUUGUACGUUCGGCAUUACUGGACUACAGUGAUGGCGAGACGAAAAGAUCGAAAGAAUGUUCAAGUCAAGUGUUCCGAAUCUUGUAUUGAUUUUUAUCU